This is a messenger RNA of Fraxinus pennsylvanica, 324 nucleotides long. The record is from the annotation of a GenBank genome assembly. NCBI's taxonomy places the organism in Eukaryota, Viridiplantae, Streptophyta, Magnoliopsida, Lamiales, Oleaceae.
AUGGCUUUACAAACAACAAAUAAAGCCCUACAGGCGAUAGGGGAGUUGAUGAUGAAGCGGCAGGAUAUUGCAAAGAAGUGGGCAGCGUGGGCUAGGCGGAAGAAGGUGGCGACGAGGGCAGCAUUGGGUGGCAAAGGGUGGAUGGAGGUCAAAGAAGGAGGGAGGGAAAGUAGAGAAUGGAGGUUGGUGAGUGAAAUGGUGGUGGAAGAGAAAAGGGAUUCCAGAGUGAGAGAUUGGGAAGGGAGGAGAUGGAAGUCAUGGUGGAGGAGGAAAGAAUGGCCGAGGAUUCAUGCUUCUGGCUGGCGACGCCGUGAAUGGUUGUAG